Messenger RNA from Actinia tenebrosa (Australian red waratah sea anemone), 2612 nucleotides. RefSeq lists its product as uncharacterized. The record is from RefSeq and is a predicted model, not a curated record. NCBI's taxonomy places the organism in Eukaryota, Metazoa, Cnidaria, Anthozoa, Actiniaria, Actiniidae.
UUCGCUAGAAAUAUCGGUAAUGCGUCUGCCACUCAGAGUGAGCGCGCGGUAGAACUGGACGCAAGACUAUUUGCAAACUCUUAAAUUACUAUUGUUGGAUCCCUAUUGUUCGUGAUAUUGUCUGUGGUUUGUACCGGCAUGGGCCUCUGGUAUCAACGGUAGUUUGUCUGGCCUUAAAUGAACACUUGAUCAAUAACAAACAAUAAGUUUGAUUAACGCCACCGUUGUCUAAAUAGAACAAGUCCGAAUGUGAGGCUAUUUCCUGGAUGCCCUAGGCUUUAAAGAAUGCUGAACCGCAAUCAUCAAACAGUGGUUACAUUCGCAGUUGACUACUAGCUGUCAUUCCUUGUGGACAGAGAUUCAGAAUGCGAAGUUAAAUUUCUGCAAGUUGGUAAAUUUUGUUGGGUAGUUUAACCUGGGCAAAAUGUAUAAGGUAAGUCGUAUUAGUUAUUGUUAAAACAGGUAAAAUGAAGUAAAUUGUGCUUGGACUUACAGUAACUGUCUGGUAAUCUUAUAUUUGACAGAAAAAAUUAAUGGGUUCAAAUACGAAGUCACAAGAACUUGCAGGAGAUGGACCAUGGUUUUUAAAUGAGACCGAAGAAGAUGGAGUUUUUGUGAAAUACGAAAACUCCAGACUGAAAACGGCAAAUGGAGAACUAGCCGGGAAGGUUAUCACAGUUGAUGCGCUUAAGUCAACUUCAAGGCGAUCACGUGCUGACAUUCGCUCAGUCUUGGUAACCUGAUUAGUAAUUUUGAUUCUAAUGGCUCUGAAUUUUCUAAGAGUUUCAAAAAACCCAUGACAGCAGAAGAAUUAACUCAUUCAACGAGACCAAAAAAAACACUAGCUCGGAUACUUAUACGUUUACAUCAGCGGUGGCAACUUCAACACCAAAGCCGUUAAAGCCAGUUGUCUGAAAACCAAGAGCCCAAGCAUGAACACUACAUUGAAAGAACUCAUUUCCCCACCGAAGAAACACCGCGGGAAAAGUUACGACAAUGGAAUUGCCAUGCAUUAUCUAGGAUGUUGUGAGUCUGGAGCCUGUGUGGGAGCUGUUUGUUAAAGUGGAUGAGAUGUACAGAAAAUCCGAAUUGAAAGACAUGGCCGAAAGCAAGCCCUCUCGAAGGCGAAAUCUUGAGCUCAAACAAACACAGAUUGGGAUGCCACUUCAGGGUCUCGAUGACGACUCCAAAAUUGAGUUAUUGCAAAAGCUGGUCGACAAGACUAUAUCGUUAAAAGAAUUUGGGGAAAUUGCGGCAAGGACAAAAAUGAAAAAGAAAUUGGCCGAAGUGUUCAUGAGAUAUACCAAGACAUGCCACCGAGGAGAAGUUAGCCCAGUUCAGUUCCCUCAAAUUUAAAAGGAAGGCAAUACCCAUGGAAAUAGAAAACUUCUUUCGACGAGCCGUGGAGGUGCAAAAGUUGCACAAUACCUCCACAUCUCUUUGCCUCAACGUAGAAGGGGAAAGGGGCGUUCAUUACUUCAAGAAGACUGAACUUGCAGUCGGGGUCAUGGUUGCUGGAGAAUUCUCAAGCCUUAACAUGCAGCUCAUAAAGCGAAUCAUCCCAGAAUUUAAAGGAUUCGCCCUCACUGUGGUCACAUUACAUGAGGAUGUAGAUGACCUCUCAUUAAAAAGGUUUCUGACAACAUUGCAUUCGUUAAAUGCUGGUAUGGAUUUUUACAAUGUAAUUUUCCAUUGGCAGAAUGCCGAUGUCCGUGGCAAUCUUGAAAAGAUAUCAAUUAUUACUCAAAUGGCUUUUUUUGAAGCAAAUUUAAACCUGAAGGCAAGAACACAAAGAGCACUACUUCAUAACGUGGUUUUCCCCAUGGUCAUUGGACAGUGGUCCAGAUAUGGUGAGCCACUCAACGAUAACCUAAUUGGUGACCAGAAAAUGAAUGUCAUUAAAGAAGACGAAGCAAUCGAAAAGAUGACGGAAUUGUUCUCUUUUAAGGGACAGUGGAUAUUGGACAUCUCAAGAAUAACGACUGACGCAGUUAUGUCCACUAUCCUUGGGCUAGAGAGGAACUGCCUCUCCAUUUUUGAAGAGGAAGUUCUUCAAAAGACGGUGCGCCAAGCGCGAAAAGUCAUGAACAUGAAAGAAGGAGAUAAAGAGGAAGAGGAAGAGGAACUAGAAGAGAAGGAAGAAGAGGGAAUGGGAAAGGCACUGGAAGAAGAUGAUGAGGAGACAUUGGACACGUUUGAUAGGACUGAGGGAACGGGAGACAUGCAAGAAAAUUACAUAAAAGAACCUAAAUGAGCUAAGGAAAGCGGUUUCGUAAAGAGAAAAUAAUAUAGCAAUAGAAGAUGUGCUUGUACCCAUCAGCAGCCCCUAGUGUUGCUAUUUUGGCGGCGUGCAGCCUUGAUCUAUUUUAGCCGACUGCCGUGGCCAUUAAUUUCAUUUCAGUCAUGUGACUGGCAGUGUGAUGAAAAAUAUCAGUACCAUGAAAACAACCUUGAAUAUAAUACUGUAUGCCGGGCGCAAACAAAGCACAAUUUUUUCGUUUUAGAAACAGAAAUGCAAUCGCUUGAUGGUUGUUUAUUGAGCUAGGAACAUUGGGUUUGGAAUUUAGUUUGCAUAACCUUGAUUUAGAUACUUAUAAUUUCAUAUAACUUCA